This is a messenger RNA of Acanthisitta chloris (rifleman), 1873 nucleotides long. RefSeq names its product minichromosome maintenance complex binding protein (gene MCMBP). The annotation marks the transcript as partial. The record is from RefSeq and is a predicted model, not a curated record. Gene Ontology annotation, molecular function: chromatin binding. Gene Ontology annotation, biological process: DNA-templated DNA replication. NCBI's taxonomy places the organism in Eukaryota, Metazoa, Chordata, Aves, Passeriformes, Acanthisittidae. The transcript is spliced from 13 exons.
GUGUUGCGUUUUGGUAAAUACAGAGAUGUGGCAGAAUGUGGGCCUCAGCAGGAGAUUGAUUUGAAUUCCUCACAAACAGUUGCCUCGGAGAGACAGACCUUCUACUGUGUUCCAGUGCCUGGGGAAUCAGCAUGGGUGAAAGAAGCAUACAUUAGUGCCAGCCAAGCUCGAGUUAGUCCUUCAACAUCCUACACACCAAGUCGCCACAAGAGGAGCUAUGAGGAGGAUGAGGAUAUGGAUCUACAUCCAUCGAAACAGAAGGAGCAACAUAUGGGCAGUGGAGGUGAUAUCCAUGGAUGUGUGGAGCCAAAGAGAUUAGAAACAGAAGCUUCUGCAGGUCAUCAUCUCAUUUCUCCCAACUGCUCCCCUCCACUUGACCUGAAUUUCCCAUUGCCAGGAGAGAAAGGACCAGCAUGUCUUGUAAAGGUCUAUGAGAGUUGGGAGAGCUUCAAAGUCAACGAUGUGCUGGAGGUGUAUGGCAUUUUGUCUGUGGAUCCAGUGCUGAGCAUAAUAAACAAUGAGGAGAGGGACUGCUCAGCCCUGGAUCCCAUGGAGUGUAUGGACACAGCAGAAGAACAGCGAGUUCACAGCCCUCCAGCCUCACUAGUGCCCAGAAUCCAUGUGAUUCUGGCACACAAGUUGCAACACAUUAACCCAUUGCUGCCUGCCUGCCUUAAUGAAGAGGAGAGUAAAACCUUUGUGUCUAAUUUCAUGUCUGAGCUGUCACCAGUGAGAGCAGAGUUGUUGGGGUUCCUCACCCAUGCCCUCUUGGGAGACAGUUUGGCUGCUGAGUACCUUAUAUUGCAUCUCAUCUCUACAGUUUAUGCAAGACGAGAUGUGCUUCCUCUGGGAAAAUUCACAGUCAACCUGAGUGGAUGUCCAAGGAACAGUGUCUUCACGGAGCAGAUAUACCGCAUCAUCCAGCAGCUGGUGCCAGCAUCCCAUCGGCUGCAGAUGACCAUCGAGAACAUGAACCACGCGCGGUUCAUCCCGCGCAAGGACUACGUGGCCAACCGCUUGGUCAGUGGAGUGCUGCAGCUGGCCAGCAACACCUCCCUGGUGGUAGAUGAGACUCUGCUUGAGCAAGGACAGCUUGACACGACAGGUGUCCAUAAUGUGACAGCACUGGGAAAUCUGAUCACCUGGCAGAAGGUGGAUUAUGACUUCAAUUACCACCGGAUGGAAUUCCCAUGCAACAUUAAUGUCCUGAUCACUUCAGAGGGACGAUCACUCCUACCGUCAGAUUGCCAAAUCCACUUACAACCCCAGAUAAUUCCACCAAACAUGGAGGAGUACAUGAACAGCCUCCUGACAGCACUGCUCCCCUCUGUGCUGAACAAAUUUCGGAUCUAUCUGAGUCUGUUGAGGCUGCUGGACUACAGCAUAUCUGAUGAAGUGACCAAGGCAGUAGAAGAAGACUUUGUAGAAAUGCGCAAGAACGACCCUGAGAGCAUCACGGCCGACGACCUGCACAAAACUCUGCUCGUGGCAAGGUUCCUGUCACUCAGCGUGGGGCAGACGACGCUGUCCAGGGAGAGGUGGCUGAGGGCAAAACAACUGGAGGCUCUACGUAAAGCCAGGCUGCAGCAGCAGAAAUGUGUUAAUGGGAAUGAACUUUAAUAUUUGGUGGAUGUCACUAUGAAAAAUUUGCCUAAUCCUAGAUGGAACCCAUACUAAGAUUGGAAUAUUGUUUAUACCAGUUUUUGUAGAUAAUUUAUACCAAAAAGUUAUGGAUAUUUACCCUUGCAGUCUGAACACACUUAACUCUGUUCAGCCAGUUAAACAUAUUUUAUGGAAUUUUUUUGGACCCUGUUUUGUAAUUGAAAAUUGGUAACAAUGAGCAAAUUGUUUGAUAUUAAACUUUAAUACUGAA